AUGUCAUCGCCCCCCGCCUUCCGCCGCUUCCCGGACCUCGCGCCCGAGCUGCGCGCCGCCGUCUGGGACCUCGCAAUCGCUGCCCACGUCCAAGACGCCCUCCAGAGCCUGCCCUAUCACCUGCGGCCAGACCCCGGCGGGCCCCGCUUCUGGGACAACGACGGCGACCACGCGCGUCUCGUCGACUGCUUCCCCAUCCUCGCCACGUGCCGAGAAGCGCGCGCGCUCGCCGUCGGCUACUUCCAGCGCCGCGGCGGACCGGGCCGGCGCUUCUUGUACUUCCCGCGCCGCCCCUGGCUCCCCGACGCGCGGGACAAGAGUCCAAUUCCGGUGCGGAUGAGCCUGUGUUUAGCUUAGGGAUUAAUCCAGCACUUCCCAAAGGCCGGUUGGGUGCCCUCCCGACGUAGGAUCUCUUCCGCAAAAAGACGAACUUCUGCAUGCGUUAGGGAGGCCUAAAGAGGCCUGUAUGCAUUGUCACGAUCGGGGAAAGUAGGCUCCGCAGCCAGGCUCAAUUGAUGCUAUGGACGAAAGACUAUUCCGCGGCGCGUGCUCACGCGGAUGCCUGCGGCGUGCGGUGGACUGUCCUGGACCGUCACAUCCGGUACCGGCUGGGCAAGCCGAGGGGCUACAUUAUGCUAGAUACCUCGCCGACAUCGAGGAAAGCUGAUGGAGGGAGGGGUCUCCCGUAACGCCUUUAUUCUUGGUGAAAUAAACAAGCCUCCUAAUUCAAUCUCUAGUGAAGCUCUCCC
This is a messenger RNA of Gaeumannomyces tritici R3-111a-1, 749 nucleotides long. RefSeq lists its product as hypothetical. Bases 1 to 357 code for a protein of 118 amino acids. The transcript has 2 exons. The record is from RefSeq and is a predicted model, not a curated record. NCBI's taxonomy places the organism in Eukaryota, Fungi, Ascomycota, Sordariomycetes, Magnaporthales, Magnaporthaceae.